AAUAAACGAGAAGCAAAAGCAACUACCAUUCCUCACGCAAAUCAAAUCUCGCCACGUUUUCAAUCCCCAUUGGCUCAUUCCUUUCCUACCCAACCAAGCAAAAGACUAUUAGAUAAAAUAAAUAAAUAUUUCCCAUUCCCUUCUUUAAAAUAUCGCCCCCCUUCUCUCUCCCUCCCUCGGUCACUCUCCCUCCCUAGAGCAUGGAUCGACGUCUCUCGCUCCUCGCUCUCUCUCUCCUCUCACUCUCUCUCUUUGUCUGUGCCGCAAUCUCGACCGUCGAUUCCGACGACCUGCUGAUCCGCCAGGUCGUCGACGGCGACCAGCUCCUCGGCGCCGAGCACCACUUCUCCGUCUUCAAGCGCCGCUUCGGGAAGUCGUAUGCCACACCGGAGGAGCACGAUCGCAGGUUCCGCAUCUUCAAGGCUAACCUGCGCCGCGCCCGGCGCCAUCAGAAACUCGACCCCUCCGCCGCCCACGGUGUUACUCAGUUCUCCGAUCUGACUCCGGCCGAGUUCCGGCGCGCCUACCUCGGCCUCAAGCCGCUUCGGCUCCCGUCCGAUGCCAACAAGGCCCCGAUUCUCCCCACCGAUGAUCUUCCCUCCGAUUUCGAUUGGAGAGAUCACGGCGCUGUGACGGGUGUAAAGAAUCAGGGUUCGUGUGGGUCGUGCUGGUCGUUUAGCACUACUGGGGCCUUGGAAGGAGCUAACUUUCUGGCUACUGGGAAGCUCGUGAGCCUUAGUGAGCAGCAACUCGUUGACUGUGACCACGAGUGUGACCCAGAUGAACCAGGUUCAUGCGAUUCUGGAUGCAAUGGUGGGCUGAUGACAAGUGCUUUUGAGUAUACACUCAAAGCUGGUGGACUUAUGCGCGAGGAAGACUAUCCAUAUACUGGUACUGACCGUGCAACUUGCAAAUUUGAUAAGUCCAAGGUUGCUGCAUCAGUAGCCAACUUCAGUGUUGUUUCCCUUGAUGAAGAUCAAAUCGCUGCAAAUCUCGUGAAAAAUGGUCCUCUUGCAGUGGGUAUCAACGCAGUUUUCAUGCAGACAUACAUUGGUGGGGUUUCAUGCCCAUACAUAUGCUCAAGGAGGUUGGAUCAUGGAGUGUUAUUGGUUGGGUAUGGUUCUGCUGGCUAUGCUCCCGUCCGAAUGAAGGAUAAGCCAUAUUGGAUCAUAAAGAAUUCAUGGGGUGAGAACUGGGGAGAGAAUGGAUUCUACAAUAUAUGCAAGGGUCACAAUAUAUGCGGAGUGGAUUCAAUGGUCUCCACCGUUGCUGCCAUUCAUACCUCACACUAGGGGUGUGAACUGUAUUAUUUUCCAUCAGUACCAGACUGGGCCACUUCCAUGUACACAGGGGUUGUAACAUUUUUUAGGGCAACUGCAGUAUCUUCUACUUAGUACUUUAAGGUUCAUAAAUGCUUAAAAAACAUAGGUGAUGAAUUUCUUAUGCACUUGUGUUGGGCAAAUACAAAUGUAGAAAAGACAUUUACCUGUUUUUAAGCCCAGUUCUUUUACAUUUGGAAAACUAUAGCCCAAUUUACAUAUGGCACUGAAAGGUGCAAUACUAUGUGGACCUUCAGGGUUGAAAUAAAUAAAAAGCCACAUCAUGUGCUUGGGUUUGGCAA
Molecule: messenger RNA, 1621 nt
Organism: Malania oleifera
Lineage: Eukaryota; Viridiplantae; Streptophyta; Magnoliopsida; Santalales; Ximeniaceae
Product: cysteine protease RD19A
Exons: 4
Coding region: 201-1292 (363 amino acids)
Cellular component (GO): lysosome
Molecular function (GO): cysteine-type endopeptidase activity
Source: RefSeq, a predicted model, not a curated record